Spodoptera litura is the source of this 2867-nucleotide messenger RNA. Its product is annotated as BRCA1-associated protein. NCBI's taxonomy places the organism in Eukaryota, Metazoa, Arthropoda, Insecta, Lepidoptera, Noctuidae. Gene Ontology annotation, molecular function: ubiquitin protein ligase activity; zinc ion binding. Gene Ontology annotation, cellular component: cytoplasm. The record is from RefSeq and is a predicted model, not a curated record. Gene Ontology annotation, biological process: protein ubiquitination; Ras protein signal transduction.
UAUUGGUUGAACACGAUGAUCAAGAGUUUUGUUGUUGAUGAAAUUUUGAAGUUAUUAUUGCAUUUCUUUCCCUCAUGGUUGUAUGAGAUAUCACUGUCUCACCGAGGAAAGCCAUAAACUAUAUAACUGAAUUGAUUAUUUUUUAUUUGUCCGAGCUGUUAUCAUCUGAUUGUGCUGUGAUUCUUAAAAUUUCUCGAAUUAAUUGCUUUGUUUGCAGUAUCAUGGAAUAAAGUAUGAUCACAAUCUUCAGUGAUGUGUAAAGGCUGAAUGGAAUCGUUUUUUUCUUUUUGUUUGAAUAAAUAAUUUGCUUGUAAAUGUCCGUGUCUUUGUGCGUUCUCCGUAUUGAAAUCGACGAAGAUCUUCCCGAAAUGGGCGAUAAUCCUGCUGAAAUGGAAGCUGCUAAAGAACAGAAGAAGAAGGACCGAGGAGCUCGUGAGUCCAAAACUAUUACUGUAGAGACAUAUGCUAGUGUCCUGACAGGACCAAACACGGACACAGGGAUCCUGCCCACUAGCUCCAGACGCUCCCCUCCUGAAAACAGCAUGUCUGAAGAAGAAGACACUAUUAGUUUCUUCUGUGGAAACCCUCUUGUUGAAGUCACAAAGGGAGUCCUACAUCUGUAUAAAGAAAAUGAAAUGAAAGAAGCAGAAGAGGCAAAGACCCUGUGUCUUCUGUCUGUACCUGGGGCUCUGGGAGCUCCCGACCUCCUGGCCUUUGCAGCAGCCUGCCAGCAGGACAUUGCUCACGUCAGGGUGCUGAGGGAUGGGUCACCUGAUCAUUACAUGGCUUUGUUUACAUUCCGCACAAGUGACGCGGCCCGUGAGUUCCACGAGACAUUCGAUGGGGUGCCGUACAGUAGCUUGGAGCCCAAUGCCUUGUGUCACAUGGCGUGGGUGUCGCGCGUGGAGUGGGCCCGGGACGGCACUCCGCCCCCCUCUCACACCGAGCUGCCCACAUGUCCCGUGUGCCUGGAGCGCAUGGACGAGAGUGUGGCGGGCGUGCUGAGCGUGCAGUGCGCGCACGCGUUCCACGCGGAGUGCCUGGUGCGGUGGCGCGACGCGCGCUGCCCGGUGUGUCGGUGCGCACAGACGCCGGAGCCGCGCGGGCAGGCUGUCUGCUUCCAGUGCGAGCGUGCCGCUCUCGCAGAAGAAGAUGGUGAUGAGACGCGCGAAAACAUUAGCGGCGUGGCUGAGGGAUUGUUGGACGGCGUGGAAGCUGGCACGCUGUGGAUCUGUCUCAUCUGCGGGAAUGUUGGAUGUGGCAGGUAUGAAGGUGGACAUGCAGCUAAACAUUUCUUAGCGUCAAACCACACAUACGCACUGCAGUUGGGAUCUAAUCGAGUUUGGGAUUAUGCAGGUGAUAACUUCGUUCACCGCUUAGUGCAAAACAAAGCUGAUGGUAAGCUGGUGGCCGCGGAGGGGGGAUUCACUUCGGAAGACUCGGCCUGUGGGGGGGAGAAACUGGACUCUGCACAGCUGGAGUUCACGUACAUACUGACGCAGCAGCUCGACAGCCAGCGUAUGUUCUACGAGGAGAAGAUGAACAAGUUAGAAGCAGAACACAUAUCGGAGUGUGAGAAGCUCCGGUUCAGGGCUACUGAGGCGGAGGCCUCGUCCUCCAAGCUGAGCGAGCAGGUCGCCACGCUGACCAAAGAGAACAAGAACUUGGAGAGAAAGCUGCAGCAAGUUACUAACAAGCUAGCAGUAUUCCAGAACGAGUUGUCAGAGGAACGAGGCCUGGCUGCCGCCCUCGCUAACAGCCAGGCGGAGUGGCAGGCCAGGGCUAAAGUGAAGGAAGAGAACUUUGUUAAAGAGGUGUCCGAGCUAAAAGAACAGCUGCGAGACGUGAUGUUCUUCGUAGAAGCUCGAGGACAGCUGCAACAAGCUGGAGCAUCCCACGCCGAGCUGGCCGACGCACAGGUCAGCGUGGCCCCGCCGCCCAAACCGCGCCGGCGGCGGCGGUAGCCAGCUAGUAUGGUGACACUACGCUUACAUCAUUAAAUAUACCACUAUUUUAAUCAAAACUCAUUGUUGAAUAGUAUAACAAUCUUCAGCUAUGAAGUUACCAUAUAAACUGCAGUUUUGUAGGCCUUUAUAGAGAUGUAGUGAUAGUUAUUGGCAAUUUGUGUAAAAAUAUUUUAUCCCACCUUCUAUUACUAUUUACAUAGCAACUAAACUAGGCAGAAUCUACAAAAACUUCCUUCAAUAGAUGUUACACACAAAUAGAUUGUCUUUAGCAGAUUGAAAUAAUAUAAUCAGUUUUUUUUUCCAAUUCGUGUAAGCGUAGUGUAAUUUAUUUAACUGUAAUUUAAUAAAAAUGUAGAUUUAAUGUUGAUGUAAACCCCUUGCGUAAAUGUAAUAAAAUAAAAGGCUGUAUAUUCUUCAAAUAUUUAAUGAUUGAAACGCAAAUGUGUCUUUAAAAAGUAAUAUAACUAUCUAUGUGGCCCAAAAUAUAAAAAAAUAAAUAUUUAUUGUAUUUUACAAAAUUAUCACUGACUAUUUAACAACUGUGGCUAUCAAACUAUCACAUUCUCUUUUUAUUUAUUUGUAAAAAACAAAAUUCAAUUAAAGAUGGAGAUUUGAAAUGUAAUUAAUUUCCUCUAGGGUUGCCACACUUGCCACGUUUUCCAAUAUGAGGGUAAAAGUAUGCAGCUUUCAUGGAAUGUCUCGAAUGCUGCCAGUCACUGUGAUAAAUGUUCAUAGGUUGUAAGUGAAAAUAUUAUUUCGAUGUAUUUUUGUGACUAAAUUUCUGUGCUCAGUCACACACUUAAAUUGAUAAGGACUCAUGUCGUGUAAUAAUAUAAUUGGUAAAUUGUAGAUUAUUAAAACAUUUAAUUUACUGUCGUGAAUAAAGAUGAUGAAUAAAUA